AUGACCUCCGAGGACCGUCCUAACAGCUCCCUCACACAGCGCAAAAAACCCGCAGAUACUGACCUACUUCCCCGAGAAAAGCUUCCACAAGAUCUGCAAAACCUUGUCGAUGACGACGAAUCCCUCCUUGACCAGAUAUAUGACGGCACAGCAUCCCAGACUACCGAUUCCUCCGUCCGUUACGCAGCCUACGCGAGUCGUCUUCGAACAGUACUUCUCUCCGCCCACCGCUAUGUCGCCUACACCUCCGACAUCGGCGAGUCAUUUCGACCCCUUGCACACCCUUGGCUUAUCAAAUCCGCCUAUGGCAUAUCCUGGGCUUAUUUAAUCGGCGACGUAUCUCAUGAAGGCUAUAAAGCAUACCUAAGAAACCAGCGGAUACUACACCCUGGGUCGCCAGGGGCAGCUGCGAGAGGAGCUAACGAUGCGAGAGAUGCCACGUCUGCUAUUUUAGCUGCGCAAGCUGUGCCGGCUAUUGAGGAUUGGAAAGCCGUGGUUGCGCAGAGAGCGGUGUUUCAGAGCGUGGCAUCUAUGGGAUUGCCGGCAUUCACAAUUCAUAGUAUCGUGAGGUACUCGGGACGGGCACUGAAAGGGGCGAAGAAUAAUACGAUUAGGACCUGGGGACCUAUUGGGCUUGGACUUGCUGCCGUCCCAUUCUUGCCCUAUCUUUUCGAUCAACCCGUCGAAGAAGCGACGGAGUGGAUGUUUCAUAAAGCCUUUGAGACAAUUGGCGGCCCCGAUGCCGUUGGGCAUAAGUCAGCGACAGGAAGGGUGACGGAACCUGUAGAGGAGACGAACCGUGGAGCGAAAAAAGAGAAAGAGUUAUGA
Molecule: messenger RNA, 828 nt
Organism: Bacidia gigantensis
Lineage: Eukaryota; Fungi; Ascomycota; Lecanoromycetes; Lecanorales; Ramalinaceae
Exons: 3
Coding region: 1-828 (275 amino acids)
Biological process (GO): mitochondrial fission
Cellular component (GO): mitochondrion
Source: RefSeq, a predicted model, not a curated record